CAUUAAUUGUAUUGAGAAUAAAAAUUUAAAUAAAAAGUUUUUCAAAAAGCGAACUUGCGUGAUUCGACCCAGUAGGGAUUCCGUACUCGUCAACAUCUGCAUUUACGACACCACCGCCACAGUUUACGGUUGCUCACGCUGCAGUCACGGUCCAUGCGAAAAGAAGUUUGUUUUGGUUUUGUUUAAGAUUUAAUUAGUAAAAAAAACUAAUUUAUUCAAAGUGACCGAGGCGACAUGAAGGAAAGGUCGCUUCCCGCCUCUCCCAACUGGUACUCCUCGCGCUGCAGUGACGUCAACACUCACGGUUUGUUUGGUGUCGGAGCCAAAAACAUCGUUUACUUGAUUGAUGUUUCUGGGUCCACGUGCAGGGUAACAGGUGAGCUCGCGGGCCACAGGGACCUGGUGUCGGGCUUCUCGUUCUGUCAGCACGCCGAGCAGAGUCACGUCUGCGUCAGCUCCUCCACCGACGGCACUGUUCGCUUCUGGGACUCCGGGUCCAGGACUCUGAUCAGGGAGGAUGCUGCCCACCAGAGUGCCGUCUCGGCGGUGCACUGGUCCCCCGCCGAUAAGAACCUGGUGGUGUCGGGCGAUGAGAAAGGCGUGGUGGUCCUCCACUGGUUCCACACCGGGGACACCAGCAGCUUCUUCCCCGAGCCGAGGACCAUCUUCUGCCUGAGCUGCUGCCCUCACAGCUGGACGUCCGUGGCCGUGGGGUACAAAGACGGGAUGAUCGUCCUGAUCGACGUGAGUAAGAGAGGCGAAGUGACGCACCGCCUCCGUGGACACGACAACGAGAUCCACUCGCUGGRGUGGUCGCCUCUGAGCGGCGAGGACGCUCUGUGCGGCAGAGCCGAGGACAGCGAGGGAGCUAAUGGAGUCCCUGCAGGAGAGGAGACCGGCUGCUUUCUGGCGUCGGGGAGCAAAGACCAGACGCUGAGGAUCUGGAGCACGGCCAGGGGGAAAGGCGUGAUGACACUGAAGCUGCCCUUCCUGAAGAGAAGAGGUUCCCCCGUCGACCCCGCGGUGCGAGAGAGGAUCUGGCUGAACGUCCACUGGCCGAAGGGAAGAGCCACGCAGCUCGUGUCCAGCUGCUUCAGCGGGGAGCUGGUGAUGUGGGACCUGGUCAAGUCGGGGAAGCAGAAGUGGAGUCUGUUUGGAGCGUCGGACGGUCAGAACCACAGCCGAAUUGUCUUCAACAUGAGUUCUGUGCAGCUGCAGGACAGAGAGCUGCUCAUCAGCACCUCCAUGGACCGAGAGAUCAAAUGCUGGGACCUGAACUCUUUGGGCUGCUGUUGGACCCUGCCCACCCUGGGGGGUCACGUCUACACCCUGACCUUCUCCCCGGUGGGCGUGGGCUGCCUGGCCCUCGGCGUCGGGGACAACAUGAUCCGGGUUUGGAACACGCUGAGCGCUCAGAACCAGUACGACCUCCGGUCCUUCUGGCAGGGCAUCAAGUCCAAGGUCACGGCGCUGGCGUGGCAUCCGAGGAAAGAAGGCUGGCUGUGUUUUGGAACGGACGAUGGAAAAGUUGGGAUUUACGACGUCUUCUCCAACAAGCCUCCUCAGAUAUCGAGCUCCUAUCACAGGAAGACCGUCUACACAUUGGCGUGGGGACCCCCGYUCCCCCCCGUGUCCUUCGGCGCAGAAGGGAAACAGAGCUACAGUCUGUACAGCUGCGCGGGCGAAGGCACCAUCCUGCAGCACGACCCGGGGAAGCUGAGCGGCGAGGCGUCCGACAUCGACAAGCUGAUCAGAGACACCAACAACAUCCAGCACAAGUUGUCUCCACACACUGACCUCAGCUGGAAGCCUGAUGGGAAAGUUGUUGCCAUCGGCAAUGAGGACGGGAGCAUCGAUGUGUUUCAGGCUCCGGACCUGAAGCAGCUCUGCAGCAUCCAGCAGCACCACAAGAUCAUCAACUCCUUACGAUGGCACCCGGACCACGACUGUCCCCCGGAGCUGAGCGCACUGCUGGCCUCGGGCUCCAGCAACGCCAUCGUCUUCAUCCACAACCUCCGCUCCGUCAUCGAGAGCCCCCCGGAGGAGCCGGUGGUCCUGAACGAGGCGUACCGCAGGUUGUGCGGUCACACGGCGAAGAUCACGGAUAUGGCCUGGAGCCCGCAUCAGAGCGGCCGGCUGGUGACGGCCUCGUACGAUGGCACGGCGCAGGUGUGGGACGUCCUGGAGGAGGCGGCGGUCUCCAACUACCGCGGUCACAACAGCUACCUGCUGUGCGUGGACUGGUCACCUGUGGAUCCGGACGUGGUCUGGACCGGAGGGAAGGACUUCACCGUGCACGAGUGGAGGGUGUCCAAGCAGGAGUUCACCAAACCACCCAAAGGGAAGAAGAUGGUCCUGCUGCAGGAGAAGAAGGCCACCUCCAAGCAGCAGAAGAAGAAGAACAAGACGACCGCAGCGUCCGCAGGAGGCGCGGGGCCCAAGCCCAACGGAGAGCCUGGUCCAGCAGGAGAGCCUGGUCCUGCAGGAGAGUCCGGUCCCGCAGGAGAUCCGGCGGUGACGUCUGAAGGAGAAGAAGACGAAGUCAAAUCCACAAACAGCCUGGACGCUCCAGCAAWUCCAGAGACGCAGAGGAAAUGUGUGUCUGCUGCCAAAAACAAAGACAAAACAGAUGUGCAGCUGCUGAAGAAGAAGAAGGCUCGCUCCAUGCUGCCCCUCAGCACCUCCAUGGACCACCGGCCCAAAGASGACCUGCUGCAGGACUGCGUCACCCUGGCAUCCAUCAAACACUCAGCCGCCCCGCCUGCAGGCUGUGUCCCGGGCCAGGGAGACCAGGUCCAGCUGGGCCUGUUCCACGACAGAGCGGCUCUGCGCCGCAUGUUUCAGGCUGAAGAGGAGGCCCACGUGGAGGCGGGUCACUAUGACUCUGUGGUGUACCUGCGGCUGUGGAGCGGGGACCUGCAGGGGGCGCUGCAGCUCGCCACYGAGAGAGGAGAGCUGAACGACCACCUGCUGUCAGUGGCCCCCAUGGCUGGUUUCAGGGUGUGGAGCCAGACGGUGGAGGCCUACGUCAAGCAGCUGAGUCUGCAGGAGCAGCACCUGAAGGCAGCGUCUCACCUGCUGUCCAUUAACAAGCUGUACGAGGCCGUGGACCUGCUGAGGUCCAACAAGUUCUACAGAGAGGCCAUCGCUCUGGUCAAAGCCCGGCUGCCAGCAGAAGAACCCGUCCUGAAGGACCUGUACUCGUGUUGGGCUGCCGUCCUGGAGAAAGAUGGACAUUUAUCUGCAGCUGCUAAAUGUUACCUCGCCGCCGGCUGCAGUUUCGAUGCAGCGAAGGUCAUCUCCAGGAAGAACGACGUCUCCUCUCUGAAGGCGGCGGCUCGUCUGGCCAGGAUCUCCGGUGAGSAGGUCCUGGCUCAGUCCCUGGCUCUGAGAUGUGCCAAAGACCUGGCCGCAGCUCAGGACUGGGUCGGGGCACAGGAAGUCCUGAGCUCCCAGGGCGAGCUGCUGGUCCACAGGCUGUAUCUGUGUGCCGCUGAGCUGCUGGCCGUGUCUCUGGAGGACCUGGACGUCUUCUGUCCUGCUUCGCGUGUCUCCGGUCAUCCGUGGGCGAUGCCCGGGAAGAGACCCGACAGCAUCCAGGACCGAGUGAUGGACGUCUGGGAGGAGGAGUUUGGAGUUUCGCUGGAUGCUGAUGGCAGCGCUGAAGCUCUCCUCCAGGAGCUGAAGGGCGUGGAGAGUCCAACACCGAGCGUCAACGUCCCCUUCAGACAGGUCCUGCUGUACUGCUCGGUCCACCUGACCCGGGCUCUGCUCAGCUGCUUCCUGGACCARGCUGGACAGGUGGUCUCAGAGCUGUGGCAGGCGGCGGCCUGGCUCAGAGACACGGGACACUUCUGUGCGUCUGCAGAGUUCUGCAGGCUGCUGUUCCCUGACGGGGACGUGGGUGUCUUCUCCAGGAAACGGUCCAAAACGCUCCACCUCACAGGAGGAGCAGCCGAGGCCACGGCCAGCAGCCUGCAGGCGUUCGUCUGCUACCACCGUCUGUACGAACGCUGGUGGAGCCGAGACGAGCUGAGGGACGAUUCGACACCAGGACCAUCAGGAUCUGAGGAUGGUGAUGUGUCCGUCCUUUUGUCUGAGCCGCACGCCGUCUGCCAGGCGGCGCAGAGAUCAGUCAGAGAGGUCCAGGAGAGGCUGACCGCCAUGGUCCAGCAGCACAGCCGGGCCCAGGGAGGACAGCAGGACUCUGAGGACCAGCGUCCACAACAAGCAUCAUCAGAUGAUCAGAACCGCUCUGAGAACCWGGAGACUUUUCUGUCUUUGUCCUCCAAGAUGUCCAAACACCAAGCAGAACUGGCUGAGCUGCCGGACUCCGUCAAGAUGUUUCCUCAGCCAGAUGUGUUGGAGUGCUGCCUCGUCCUCCUGCACAUCAGCAGAGCGUCCUCCGUCUCCGACGUCCUCCAGCAGCGGGCCAAGGAUCUGCUCCUGAAACAUGGAACCGGUCCUCGGAUCAGGAAGGCCUCGCGGCCGUUCCUCUCAGACUGAAUAAACAAACUGAACCGGACUGAGGUUUAACUGAGCCGACGGGUCGGGUCAGAACACCAGAACCUUAAAGGAUGAUAGAUAGCGUCAUGAUAUUUAAAAUAAAUCUUCCAGGGUUAAAACGUUAAGCUGACCUGAAAUAAAAUCAUGUUUUUUAA
Messenger RNA from Austrofundulus limnaeus, 4661 nucleotides. RefSeq names its product gem (nuclear organelle) associated protein 5 (gene gemin5). The coding region runs from base 235 to 4506 and encodes 1423 amino acids. Gene Ontology annotation, cellular component: nucleus; SMN complex. Gene Ontology annotation, biological process: spliceosomal snRNP assembly. The record is from RefSeq and is a predicted model, not a curated record. Lineage: Eukaryota; Metazoa; Chordata; Actinopteri; Cyprinodontiformes; Rivulidae. The transcript has 28 exons. Gene Ontology annotation, molecular function: protein binding; mRNA 3'-UTR binding.